Molecule: messenger RNA, 382 nt
Organism: Vigna umbellata (rice bean)
Lineage: Eukaryota; Viridiplantae; Streptophyta; Magnoliopsida; Fabales; Fabaceae
Source: RefSeq, a predicted model, not a curated record
GAGUAGGAGGAAAGAAGCUCAAGAGCGUGCCACGUGUCCUUUAAUAAAAUGGCAGCACGAACUCUAUUUAUAAAACCGAAGAGAGGGGAUUCUCCCCCGAGCAGUUUGAGAUCCUUCGUCGGAGAGGAACUGAUUAAAAUGGAGCAAUUGCCGGAGAACCGGAGCGAAGCAAAACGUUUGGCGCCGCCGCAAGGCAUUCACCAGAGCGAUGUGGACGAGGAUGACGAGAACGUAAAUCAGCUCAAUGAAUGUUCUUCUCUUUAUCGCUUGAUGCAGGUUAACUUCAUUGUCUUUGUUAAUUACUUAUUUUACCUCCCGAAAACCCUAAACCCUCAGAUUUAAGAUUCUUUGAUCUGGCCAUUCCUAGAGGAUUCCUUUUCUU